Molecule: messenger RNA, 8465 nt
Organism: Ornithodoros turicata
Lineage: Eukaryota; Metazoa; Arthropoda; Arachnida; Ixodida; Argasidae
Gene: Hr39
Product: nuclear hormone receptor FTZ-F1 beta-like
Exons: 12
Coding region: 454-2853 (799 amino acids)
Biological process (GO): tissue development; hormone-mediated signaling pathway; regulation of transcription by RNA polymerase II
Cellular component (GO): RNA polymerase II transcription regulator complex
Molecular function (GO): zinc ion binding; nuclear receptor activity; RNA polymerase II cis-regulatory region sequence-specific DNA binding
Source: RefSeq, a predicted model, not a curated record
GCUUGUUUUCUUGCUACAGUGGUUAACUGGUUGUCUCCUCGGCCGAGAGUGCAGAACGUUGUGUUGCAUCGCCGUCUGUGAAAUAUUGACAUUUCGUCAAAAUGUCGUGUUUGUGACCUUCGCCUGGUGUGAUCCGUGAAGUGGGGGAAAUCCGAUGCAUUUUCAUGUCCACCGUGGUAGCCAACACUAUGUUUCUGUGAAUGUUGGAUCUGCGAUUCCGACGAGCCCGUCAGCCAUUCACAUUAGGCUUAAGAAAGUGAUAUGCAAACUGACAGAACUGAGUUAUUCCUUCUUAGAAGGAACCGGUGAAACCGAUACAUAAUGGAGGAGGCACCCUGGACCAGAACACAGCAUGAGUGCCGCAGCACUGCAAGCGGAGUCACCACCUGAAGUGGUGAGCAGAGGUGUGAAAGGUAGUAGCCAAACCGGGGAAGUGUCCAGGCGGCUUUGUUCAUGGUGGUGCAGCUGUCCAUGGAGGACUUGCGCAUGUGCCAAGUGGCGCCCCAGCUUCCCCAGGCGCCGCAGGAAGACGGGGCCGACGAUGGGGACGAUCCAGAGGUCAUGCAGGUGACGCAGGCAGGAGUGGUUAACCUGCGGCACAAGAAGCAGCGGGUGAAUGGCACGGGAUGGGGUCCCGAGCCGGAGGACAGGGAGCGCCCCAUGUCAUGGGAGGGAGAGCUCUCGGACACCGACGAGCCUCCAACAGGCGCCGCUCACAAGUCCCGCGCCCCGCACAGCCCCAUGGUAGUUGAGCGGGACGAGAGGGCGUCUCCCGUCAGUCUUGCUGCAACGUCCAACAGUGUCUCCCACAUGCUCGCAAACAGCAGUGGGGACAAGGAGGGUGUGCUGAGGACAGCCCCAGUAAGCAGCUCGAACCACACGGUGACACCCACCGUGCCUUACGGAGGAACAAAUAUUGCAGCAUUUCAGGAGCGGGUCUCCCACAAUCCUUCUUUUGGCGAAGUGUCCACAAGCGGGCGGCCAACGGUGCUUGGCGGUGGCGGAGCCUUUCAACCGCCCUGCUCCAUCUACAGCGAGAGCCCCGUGCCCACACCGAGGCCCACGAGCAGCUCAAGUUCUCGGUCCUCCUACUCUCCAACCCAGAGCCCUCUACUGGGCCGUGGGGGACCCUCUUUCUCGCACGCCCACCACAGUCCGGUUCCCCAGCACCGGCACUGUGCCAGCUCUGACGGCUCGUCCGUCUACUCUCCUGCCAGCAGUCCUUUGCAGGGCAGGCACGUGCCCGUUGUGGAUGGAGGGUCCGUGUAUUCUCCAUCACAGAGCCCCAGUCAGGGGCGACACCGAAUUUCGGACGGCAUGUCACCUACAGCAGCCCACCUUCGCAAUCUGUCUGUCUCGCGGAACGCUUAUGCUGGCGGGGAUCAGGUGGGCCCGCCUUACCCUUACGUGGUCAUGCCCGAUCCAGCCCUGGUGCAGUCAACGCCGGAUGCACGCUCAACGGCAUCAAGUGCAUCGGUGGCAUCGAGCGCCUCCGACGAAUCCAACGCCUCGGACCUGUCGAGCCCCACGAGGCGUCCCUCUGCGGACGGUUCCAGCGCGGACUCUGGAGCGGGUGCGGACGCGGGACCGGGGGUCUCGAGGCAACAGCUCCUGAGUGGUCCCUGCCCCGUGUGCGGGGACCGCAUCUCGGGGUUCCACUAUGGGAUCUUCUCCUGCGAGAGCUGCAAGGGUUUCUUCAAGCGCACCGUGCAGAACAAGAAGCAUUACGUUUGCCUAAGGGGUGCUUCCUGCCCCGUUGCCAUAUCUACCAGGAAAAAGUGCCCUGCGUGCCGCUUUGACAAGUGCCUGCGUACUGGAAUGAAGCUCGAAGCUAUUCGAGAAGACCGUACUCGUGGGGGGCGUAGCACCUACCAGUGCUCCUACUCCUUGCCCGUGCAGCUGCUCAACGACUCUCGUAACCCCUUGGACGCCUCUGCGUGCGAAUCCAACAACGAACCUAUUCCGCUGCUUCAGAAAGACUCCCGAAGUACGGGGUCUUGUUCCCAAGCAGAGAUGGGCCACAGCUCUGGCAGUGCGUCGUCCUCUCCACGGCCUCAGCCUCCCACGAUCCCUUCUUUAGUGCAAGAGAUUGUCUCGGUUGAGCACCUCUGGCACUACACGGAUCGAGAAAUCAGCAGGCUUUCCGAGCAGUUUGAUAACAAGGUCUCGGCGGCCAGUCCGGCGGCGCCCCAAGUUCCAGAGCUCCCAGCGAUGGAUGGCAGCUCCAACAUCCUCAGCAGCCUGUGCAACAUAGCUGACCAUAGGCUCUACAAAAUUGUCAAGUGGUGCAAGAGCUUGCCCCUCUUCAGAGAAAUACAGGUGGAUGACCAAAUUGCCCUUCUGAUCAAUUCCUGGUGUGAGCUGCUCCUAUUGAGCUGCUGCUACCGGUCGACGGGGACACCCAACGAGAUCCGAGUGUCCAUGGGCAAGUCCGUGACACUGGGGCAAGCCCGCGACCUGGGCAUGGGUCCGGUCAUUGAACGGAUGCUUGCCCUGACCGACCUGCUGCGGCGACUACAGGUGGACCAGCGAGAGUUUGUCUGCCUCAAGGUUCUCAUUCUUCUCACUUCAGAUGCAAGCGGUCUGAAGGAGCCCGAAAAGGUUCGCGCAUGCAAGAAGCAAGUGCUGGAAGCCCUCCAGGCAUACACAAACUCCCACUACCCAUCGCAACCGUCCAAGUUUGGGGAACUUCUGCUGUGCGUGCCCGAACUGGAACGUGCCUGCCAGCUGAGCAAGGAGUCCCUGGCUGCAUCGCGGCGCAUAGCCUCGGCGGGGGCGGCGGCGGCGCCCUCGGACGAUCCGCAGGCGCCCAGCUUCAACCUCCUGGUGGAGCUGCUCCGCGGGGACCACUGACUGGGGGACCGCAGUGCGUGUGUGUACUUGUACAUAGAAACCAUUGUGGACGGCCGCCACUCCAGCCGUGUCGCUGUUGUACGAUUGCGUGCAGUGUUGUUCUGUGUUGUCCAACAUGUUGUGCACCCGGUUUGAAAAGCCUCCCCUUUGUUUUCGUACCGCGAUGUCUUACCGAUGGCGCAACACACUCGGCGAAAAUUUUGCCGUUCUACGCUGAAAGUUGCGCGUGUAACGCGCUUUCAAUAAGUGCGUCAAUUCAACUCAUUUUUAUUUCUUCGCGGAGUGGCAUCCGAUGCCGUCGAGGGGUGGCACCCAAGCAGUGCCCGAAAAAAAGUGUGACAUCAUCGUCGAAAAAUGCAAACCGGUUGGUGUGCGUUUGCACAUAUGUAACGUGCAGCGUGCGAUACGCAGAAUUUGUAAUUUAACUCAGACGAUGUUUUACUGCAACGGCGAAUAAGCUGUAAGGGCUCCCGAGUGUGUGUGUUGUCGGUCGGAUGUUAGGGUACGGAAUUUUUCUCGUUUUAGUUUCUUCACAUUUAUUUGAGAGAAGCUGCGACUACAUAGUAUUUGCGCUGCGGUCAGUGAGACUAUAUACCUCCGUAGCUCCAUCUGUCUGACCCACGGAUUUCACGAGAGGUCCCACUUCAUCUUUUACGAAAAGGCUGGCUUGAAAAGCUCAGUUGGUUUUAGCAGUCUAUACACCAGUUUGUUUUUUAACAUCUUUUAGGUUUCUCCGAGACGCAGGCAGGAACUCCCUAGUGGGGUUCGCCCUGUGAUAUUUGAAUGUUUACUUUGCUCCCUGGUUUGCAUGUUUUUUUUUUUUCUCUCUCUCUCUCUCUCUUCCGCUCAGCUUUGCAAAUUGCUCUGUGGCCUAAACGAGAUUUCUGCACCAAUGAUAAAAUGGCAGUUUUUGUCCCAUCUGGCCCCUCACAGCCUUAAAAGAAAAGACACAUGAUUUACCCCCAGACGUCUUGGCCAAAUAUCGGCAAUACCGGCCCAACAUUGGUCCAGUCUUGGACCAGCAUUGCCAGUACCGGCCCAACAUUGGUCCAACCUUGAACCAGUAUUGCCAAUAUUGGGUCAAAAUUGGGCCAAGAUGCUGUGCUACUUGGGCUAGUGCGUCACUCCGAGGAAGGAAUGCGCCGGAGCAUUUUCUGUAAACUUUUGUCCAGCACUCGACAUAUUGCCUACUUUGGGCAGAAUUGUAGCGGUGGGUUGUCCAGUGGUGACUAGCAACGGUAUCAGAAUUACUUGCCUACGUGUCCAACCUUCUAAAAGUUAAGUUAAAAGUUGAGUUCCAAACGGGAAUACGUCGGGCAAUUUGCGUCCCAAGAUUGUGUGCUUGGCAGGCGUUUCAUUUAUGGUUGCUGAAACAUCUUGCCAUCCUGGACUAUUCUUUGCUCCAAUUGGAAAUCUGUUAUAGAUGCUGUAGAAUGUAUGUCUAAGUGUUCACUUCCACGAAACCCGCAAAAAGUUUUCCUCCUGAUGAUGAUUGCGAUGAAAACUGAUGGAACAUCUUGCCCCAGACGUGAAAAGCACAACGGUGACGUGAACUGGCGACGCACAUGAUUACCCGCUUGACGUUCCUGACGCAGCCUCGUUUCCGCAGACGUCCGACAGCUCUUUCCGGUGACUACAGAGUUGUUGUUGUUGUUGCAGAAACCUCAUGAUUUCUUUCCACUUUUCUGAGUUGUGCCUUGCCCUACCAACUUGCAUCCUUAUCUUUCCUUGCUGCUUUGACAGGUUGCUUGUUUCCUCUUGUAGAAAGUGCCAUCAAUUCAGUGACAGCAUUGAUCAAUCUUGCUUUGUAUGAGAGAAGCACCCUGAUUGUUUUGCAGCUGCACACAGCAUUUGAGCAGCUCGGAUAAGUGCCAUAACACACUGUUUUUAAGAGAAGCACCACAUUGCAAACACACUGUAUAGAGUAACAUUUGUACCUUUGUAGCUAUACGUCUUGGUCCUCCGUGUCUUUUUUUUUCUUUAUCCUCUCUAAUAUUUUUAAGCCUCUACCCAUAAGUAUAUUCAGAAUUAGUAAUGAUGCAACAUUUUAAAAUUCCUUCAUUUUAUACCUGCAGGGCCCAUUUUAGCUAAAAGCUUGCCUCGUUUACUUGCAUGCAAGUUUCCUCAUUCAUGCAUGGCGCACGAUCACUUGGAUGUACUAGGAGAGUGCCCUCCCAACGUUCCGCGUUGGUCACGGCGGAUGCGAUGCUGAUUGCGGGUCGCGGAAGAAUAACUCAACUUGGGGUUGGAUAAGCACGACAUAGAGAAGCCAAAUUUACGCACGUAAUUUUGUGUAGCACCAAAUUUCACAUAUUGCUACGUGGGUUUGUUUAAGAGGAAGAUGGAAUUUUUAGGCAAAAUAUGAGAAAAUAAUCUGAAGUGCUUUUUUUGCUCCACAGCUGACCAACGGACGCAUUUUUCCUUUGCUCUCCUACGUUAGUUUGUCUUUGAGUUGGAGUUGACCUGGAGUAGUGGUCUAAGGCAGCUUGCUAUACGCUAUCUUUUUUUCCUUUUUUUUCUUUCUUUUUCAAAACCCACCUGUGAUAGCAACUGAAGCCUCUAACUAUUGUGAUAGUACUUAAUUCUUUCUACACCCUGUAAUGUCGUAGAACGAUAGAAAUUUUGUAUUGUUUCUCUGCUUGCCUUUCAAAUCUUGAAGUUUUGGCUGUUGAUGGCAACCUUCAACGAACACAAGCGUGAAAAUCUCUCCUCGCAUGCCACACCAGGUGUUGAAUUUGAAUACAAGUGCAGGGACAUGCGUAUGUGUUUCUUUGCAUCCAAUCUCGUGUCCUAAGGUAGGGGGGGUGGCAUAGUACAGGUGUGUUUCUCAACGUAGAAAAAUUACCUAAUGUUCUGGAAGAGGUCCUUCGAAGGUGUCGUGGCGUCCAACCAGUUGAACAGUCGAAAAGGUCUAGUGACUUUCUCACAUCUUUAUUGCGAGUUAAACAAUGAAUUAAUAUGACGAGAAUUUUCCGAGGAAAUAACUCCCCAGGUGGUAGUCGCUAGAUACACUUCAUCGAAAUUCCCUUGUACGUUCUGCAAGCCUUGAAAGACGUCCUUGGGCAAUUUCCUUGUUCCUAAGCUACUUGUCAGCUUUUUCGGAGACUGGUCCUGUAAAUUCUCGCGUUGUGCAGUAAGGAGAUGCAGAGCGAUCAGCGUGUAUGAUUAUGUAGAGUUAUUACGAACGUGCCAAAGCGACCUACUCGGAGCCUUUUUUUUUUUUUUUUCGAAUGCUGUUCCGUGCUUGUAAUUUGGAUACUUGCUUGUUGUUUGUUCUGUACAAUCCUGCACCAUUUGGGCCAGCUUCAAAUGGUUGUGCAGGAUUAUCUUUCGUUCAAGUGCACAGAUUCCCCUCCUUCACAUAUGUGUUACAUUUUUUUUUAUGUUUGAAUAUGUAGCAAGGAUGGGUGUCUCUAGAAAUAUGAGCUUUGCUGGUGCUUGUAGAAUUGCUAGCGUGCAAACUGAAAUGCCACUUAGUCACCUUGGCAGCAGUGAUGACUGUUUUUCUAUGAAUGUGUGCUUUUGCUUUGCGCGCCGAGAUGACAGUACUGGGCAUACUGAAAGGGGGGUGGGGGGAUAGCAACCUAUGCAAGCCGAUCGGCAGUAUUCAGCAGAUUUCCCGAUUCAUUUGAAAUCGACAAGGGAUGCAAAGGCUGUCUAGCAUCACCUUUAUGCAUAAGGAAAACAUCGACCUUGCUAUGUCUGCGGCAUCCGAUAGGACAGAAAGUUCGCUGAUGCAGACAAAUAGAAGUCUGUUGAAUGACUGGCACUUUUAUGGUCUGACUGGCGGUUAGAUACAACUUUCUGUUUUGCAAGAAAUUUGCUGCUACGGAUUCAUUCUGAAAACAUUGCCAAAUGCGCACAUAAUUUUAACAUGCUGAAAUCCUGUUUCUUUCACUGCUGCAAGAAUUGAGAUAAGUUUAGCCAUUUCUGUUUUUAUUGUCGGACCCAAAGCCUUUUAGUGCCACUUUUAUUUUAGUAAUGUGGCAGUAUCAUAUUAUGCUUUCAACAGAACACUAAUCACACCAGAACAUUUAAGAACUUUGGAGCAGCUUUAUGGUCAUUCUUUCACUUCACAAAUUGCGCAAAUUUGCCAACUUGGCACAGACUGUGUACGUAUGCCCUCCACUGUUGACGCUGCUUGUGAGACGUUUUGUGAGCUGCAAGCCAAAAUCUCCAGGUUGUAUUUACUGUACAUAGUAGACCUGACAUGAGUGAUUAUUUCUGGUUGGUUGGUUGGAUGCAUUUUGUACAGUGUAAUGGAAGUGGAACUUCAUGUCAAAGGCUAUGCAGGAAGACAUCUGUUGUGUCUGUUCAUCAAGUGCAGCAUACUGUCAUCAGCAUCUUCUCUUUUCUUUUCUUUUUUUCAUUUUCGUUUCUUGUCUGGGACCAAGCCACGCAGGAAAAGCUGAAUUGUAGGGGGUUGUGUGAUCAGUCUAGAAUUAUCAAAUAUGGAACAACCGAUUGUCAUUGGUGAUUGAAUCUGAGAUAUUGAUGAGGAUGUCUUGAAAUUUGAAACUUUUGAAUGUGGAGCGAUUUUGCUUUUUUUUUUCUUUUUUCACAGUGUUGGAACAGAUUUUGCAGCAAUGCUUGUGUCCUCGAGUGUACACCACAUCUGUUCCAUAUGUUCAGAAGAGUGAAUUGAGCGGAAGUAUUCAAAUUUUAAUUCUAUGUUGCCUCAGUUCCAAGAAUACCUUUUGCAUCUGCAACGCCUAGGUACUGAGGAAUACUUAUAGAAUUAUUAGAAUUAUGCUUAUUCUAGAGCAGAUUACGUAUAUUCAGAUAUGCUACAGACAUUCAUGCAGCAUUUCUUUUUUUUUUUUUUCUAUGAAAACAGCUUUAUUUUGGUGAUGAUUGGAAGUGUCCCAUUGCUUGCGGUACUCCAAUGAAAAAAAAGAAAUUAAAAACAUCAGUAUUGAUGAAAAAAAAUUCAGCAUUCAAAAUAUUCGCUACUCAUACAACCCCAGAAGUGAAAAACAGGACAGCAGCAGCACGGUCUCUUGAAUGUGCCUAACGUGUAACUGACGAAUAGGAGGGUAGAAUCUUUUUUCUUUUUUUUUUUUGUACGGAGUCCCAACGUCCUCCCUGAACCGAACAAGUCGAACGUGUGUCGGUGUUGUGAUCCCUCUUUGAUACGGGAUAAGUCUGAUUGAUGUGUCCGAUACGUCUACGAGGCGGCGGAACAGAAGCGCUCCGGAACGACGCCCGUUUUGUGACUGUCUCAUUACCAAAACUGUGUGGAAUGCUAGCUUCCUUUUAACUUUUUGAUACCACGUGUGUAACAAACAAAAAAAAAAAAUUGGGGAAGUCGCUGGCAGACGCGCGUCUGUUCCGCGCUUCCACGGGCAGGAAGAGAUGAAAUGAAAAGCUUGUUCUAACAGCCGGGAGAGUGUUUGAGCAAUAUGACCUGUGUUGCGACAUGCUCACUAAUAACAGUUGUAAUGGUUAUGCACUUUUUGUACUGUUUCUCCAUCUAAUGGGUGCUGUCAGCCCUAUAUCUGUGCUUCUUUUCCCAUGUCGAAAAAAAGAGUGUGUUGCGCAGCUCAGUGUCGAUUAUCCCAGUGAAGUGGUAUUUUUGUCCCGGUGGUUUCAUUAAAUGGUGCAGAACUUUC